Molecule: messenger RNA, 1108 nt
Organism: Alnus glutinosa
Lineage: Eukaryota; Viridiplantae; Streptophyta; Magnoliopsida; Fagales; Betulaceae
Product: abscisic acid receptor PYL4-like
Exons: 1
Coding region: 272-910 (212 amino acids)
Biological process (GO): abscisic acid-activated signaling pathway
Cellular component (GO): cytoplasm; nucleus
Molecular function (GO): signaling receptor activity; abscisic acid binding; protein phosphatase inhibitor activity
Source: RefSeq, a predicted model, not a curated record
UCUGUAUAUCUUCUGCAAAUCCAACUAACCCCCUCUCCCUCUCAUUUCCCACUGUAAAGAUCUGCCGGAGCCACCACCUCUGGGAAGAGUUGGAAAGCGACUAGCCCAACUCUCCUCGCGGCCCACCCUCUCUCUCCUCUCUCUCUCUCUCUCUCUCUCUAUAUAUAUAUGUAGUUAUAUACACAAUACGUUAUACCCAGCUCCACAGAUAUAUAUACAACGCCAAAAGUGAACAUCUGAACCCCCAUCAACCCAAAAAGAUCGUCCAAAAAUGCUUUCAAGCCCUCCUCCUCCCAAAUCCUCACUCCUACUCCACAGAAUCAACGCCACACCCACCAACACCGCCACGAAGUGCGUCCACAACGAGUGGUUCCCUCUCACCUGCGCCACCCAAGUGCCGGACACCGUGGCGCGCCACCACACGCACGCGGUGGGGCCCAAUCAGUGCUGCUCCGCCGUGGUGCAGGAUAUCGCCGCACCGGUCAACACCGUCUGGUCCGUGGUGCGCCGCUUCGACAACCCCCAGGCCUACAAGCACUUCGUCAAGAGCUGCAACGUCAUCGUAGGCGACGGCGACGUGGGCACCCUCCGCGAGGUCCGCGUCGUCUCGGGCCUCCCCGCGGCGCGUAGCACCGAGCGCCUCGAGAUUCUCGACGAAGAGCGCCACGUCAUCAGCUUCAGCGUCGUCGGUGGCGACCACCGCCUCGCCAACUACCGGUCGGUGACCACCCUCCACCCGUCACCCGCGGGCAACGGCACCGUCGUGAUCGAGUCCUACGUGGUCGAUGUGCCGCCCGGGAACACCAGGGAGGACACUUCAGUGUUCGUCGACACCAUCGUUCGGUGCAACCUUCAGUCACUGACUCAGAUCGCCGAGAACUUGGGCCGACUCGACAAGUCGUCGUCGUAAAGAGUAAAUUUUCCUCAUAUUAUAAAUAUUAAUACACCGUCCUUUUUUUUCUUUUUUUUUUUGUGAUUAUCCGAUGUGGGUUUGCCAAUUGAAACAUCCAGUUAACGUCAUAGCCGCACUAGUUCGAUCUCAUCUCACUUUUGCUGCAUAUUUUUCUGUGUAAUACAAUAAUAAUAUUGUUUGAGAGUUAUGACAUAA